AUGACUGGCGCCGUUCAUUCAAUGGCUCCUCAAGUCACCCCCACCCCUACGUCCACACCGUCCGCAAACAACGUCAACGUGCUUCCCGACAUCAACAUGCAACACGAAACAGACAACCAACUGUCUACUCAGACAGGACAUCACCAGGAUACAUCCCGCAGAUCCAAACGAUCGCGUGAGGAAUCCCCUUCCGCCUCGACCAACGCCCACAAGCGUAAGCGCAAGCGCAAGCGUGAUACGGGGGGGCUUGAUGGAGUUCGUCGUGUCGGAUGCCCGUAUUACAAACAUGACUCGAGAAACCCCAUAGCAAAAUCGUGCAAGGGCCAGGGUUUCAAUGAGACGGGCAAGCUAAAAGACCACAUCAAGGACAUACACGGCCUCCCGCAGCAAAGGUGUAAUACCGAUAUCAACUUCAAGGCCAACCCUUACGUCAAGUUCAAAGAUUUGGGCGUAAAGUGGACUCUGGCGUACCGCAGACUGUUUCCAGAGGUACCUGAGGAUAAGGUACCUUCACCAUGGGCGGCUGAAGAACCACUACGCCCAGCUAUCUAUCCUGACGAUCUCGGCAAGAUCAGCAAGUAUGCUACGCGCCUCAUCCUUGAUCUCGUGGAGCGAAAUCUAUCCGGGCAUCUUCCAGACGACCUCGAGAAUGAGAUCAGGAAAGCAGUUCUAGCAGCCGGGUCGUUGGUUAAUGAGGAAGCUGCCUUGGCGAGUUCAUCCACGUCCAAUGAUGCCACAGGUGCUAGGGGUUAUUCCUCAAGCACUAGCGAAGCCGUUGAGCUCGCACCAUUCUAUUCUCACGAAAACCUUCCAAUAAACACCAAAGAUGAGGGCUAUUGUGGCAGCAGUCCAGCCAUGUCCAACAAAAGCUUUCCCGGGGCGAUGGUAACACCAAACCUAGCCAUGGCCCUGGAACCCGACUUUCACAUGGACACAAAACCAGUGCUGGUAGAGGGAGGGAUGCGGAGUGGAUUUGCACCGCCCCCUAUUCCCGCAACUCUAUAUCCCGCCCUCGGACAAGAGAACUUUCCGCCGAACCACUCGGUCAUCAGUGGGACGCCCAAACAUGUUCACGGCUACCCCUCACCGGCCCCCGAUUGCAAUUUCGACGACUUCUCUCUCUUCGACGGCAUCUCUGCCUACCUUGAAGACCCCACGUAUGCUCUUGACGAGGCGGACAUGAGAUACAACAUCGAUGAUUGGGUCAAUUGA
Messenger RNA from Pyrenophora tritici-repentis Pt-1C-BFP, 1212 nucleotides. RefSeq lists its product as uncharacterized. The record is from RefSeq and is a predicted model, not a curated record. NCBI's taxonomy places the organism in Eukaryota, Fungi, Ascomycota, Dothideomycetes, Pleosporales, Pleosporaceae.